This is a messenger RNA of Drosophila eugracilis, 2351 nucleotides long. Its product is annotated as zinc finger protein 91. Gene Ontology annotation, cellular component: nucleus. The record is from RefSeq and is a predicted model, not a curated record. Bases 107 to 2038 code for a protein of 643 amino acids. Lineage: Eukaryota; Metazoa; Arthropoda; Insecta; Diptera; Drosophilidae. The transcript is spliced from 3 exons. Gene Ontology annotation, molecular function: zinc ion binding.
CCCCGAAAGUCGGUAUUUUUGACGCACUACAAUGUGGUCACAUUAUUGAGAUGCCCAGAGACGCCACCGAGUAAAUAAGUUGAUUUAUCCAGAGCGAAGCGAUUCUAUGGACGAACCGCCGUCGUACCCCGAUUUGGCGACCCUAUGCCGGCUGUGCCUUAAGGAGCAUCAGAAUGCAUACUCCAUAUUCGAAGAGGAUGAAACCCAGCUUUCGAUUCCAAUGCGACUGAUGGCCUGCGUCGCCCUCGACGCCAAGGCGACGGAUAGUCUGCCAAAAAAGAUCUGCCAAGAGUGCCGCUACCAACUGGAAAAGUCCUUCCUCUUUCGUCAACGCUGUCAAUGGGCUGAGAAGAAGUUGCGCAAGCACAUUCGGCUUCUCGAACUGGGCAAGCGCAGCCGUGUUUUCUCGAAGGACCCGGACGACUAUGACGAAGAUGAGCUCGAGUUUGAGGACUCGAUAGCGUUUAUUGAAGGGCAGGACAAAGCCCGAAAGCUAGAGGACCAAAAGUGGCGUGAGGAGUUCAAAGAGGAGCAGGCGACGGAGUUCAACAAACGGCUGGUCAAAUCACGCCUGGAAAUGCGUGCGAAACUGACCACUGAGCUACGCAAAGGAUUGGCAGAAGAGGUCCGCAGUGAGGUGCGCGAUGAGCUGGCGGAGGAAGUACGCAAACAGGUGAGGAAUGAGCUGCGCGACGAGCUUAGCGAGGACAUGCGAAAGGAACAGCUGGCCAUGCUCUUGGGCGAACUAGAGGUAUAUCUUACCGAAAAGAAAGCCGGUCAAUGGGAGUCUUUGGACGGUUCCGAGCCAGAAACAAAGGCGCAGGCUAAGCAAGACUCCUCGUCCAGGCUGAAGUUGAAAUCUUCUACAAAGCGGCACCUUAGCUCUCUGGACAAGCCACCUAUGCCACAAUCCAUAAAGAAGGAAAAGGAAGAAGAAUUCGUUAUGGAGUGCAAUUCUGACCCCACAAAUGCUACUGAAGUAAAUCUAGAUGCUCUCGAACUGGAGGAAGAAGUACCCACGGAGGCCGGGGACGACUUCAGAGACAUCAAAAUGGUCGGCACAGGGGAUAUGGUGCGCACCGAGGAUGGAGAGAUUUACAUUAUAAAUUCUACCAGUUCAGAGGAUCAAAAGGCGCAUUCAAAUCCCGAAUUCGACCAAGAUAACGACAUAACCUCGUACAACAUCAAGGAAGACGGCGAGAUCCAGUUCAGUGGCGAGAAAUCGGAUGAAAUCGAAGAUGUUGUCGUGUUUAAUCUCGGCGACGAGAUGUCUGAAGAACAACAGGUUUUUAAUUUCGACGAAAAUGUCAUUAUUGUGGAGAAGGAAUCAACCAAAGGUAAUGAAGAAACGUCCUUAAAACGAGCAAGAUCGACCGAAUUAGUGUUCAAGCAGACCUCUAGUUUUCCACAACCAAAAGCCGGUCGGGUAACGGACACGGUGAAGACGUUCCAGUGCCAUUUGUGCCCGGUGGCCUAUGCCACGCAGAAACUAUUAACGCGCCACCACAAUACCCAUAUCAAGGGCCUGAAGAGCGGCAAGGGUGGCACCCUUAAGUGUCCCAGCUGCUCGCUGCAACUUUCCUGCGCUAGCUCUCUCAAGCGACAUAUGAUAAUUCACACGGGUUUAAAACCCUUUAAAUGUAGCGAAUGCGAGCUGUCCUUCUCCCAGCGGGAAGUUCUUAAGCGUCACAUGGACACGCACACGGGAGCCAAGCGCCAUCAAUGCCCACAAUGUUCGAGUUGCUUUGCUCAGAAGUCCAAUCUGCAGCAGCACAUCGGUCGGGUGCACAUGGGCAACUCUCGGACGCACAAGUGUCACUUGUGCGCGCGCAGCUUUAAUCAUGUUUCAGGCCUGAGCCGCCACCUUGUCACCCAUGCCGGUGUCAUGUUCUCCUGCAAACAGUGCGGGCGACAGUUCAACGAUCGAAGCGCUGUCCAACGUCAUGUGACAACCAUGCACAAAGUCAAGAACAAAUACGCAGACUACAUAUCUGAGCCUGAGAUCAACGAAAUCAAGUUUCAAGCUGUCUCGUCGUAGAACCUAAUGAUGAAUCCGUUUAUGCUACUACACCUACAAAGAUCAACAUUGCUCGGAAUAUUAUACAACUUUAUUCGCGAACUUAGAGUGCUAACAACAGUUGGCACCAAAUAUCAUCAUGUUAAUAUUAAAACAUUUAGAAAACAUGCAGCGGUAAACAUUUUAGCAAACAAAUACAAAUCGGAACAUUUGGAACACCUCUGUAACAGGACACAAUAUAGCUAGACAUACAUUUUACAAUAUCGUUUAAUAAAUACCCCAUAAGACGAUGUACAAUUUUAUAGGUAAAUACACGUAUUUUUAAUAAACUCAA